Messenger RNA from Caenorhabditis briggsae, 246 nucleotides. The transcript has 3 exons. Bases 1 to 246 code for a protein of 81 amino acids. NCBI's taxonomy places the organism in Eukaryota, Metazoa, Nematoda, Chromadorea, Rhabditida, Rhabditidae. The record is from RefSeq and is a predicted model, not a curated record.
AUGAUCGGAUUUUGGCCGGAAUUCGAAGGCGCUGCGUGUUAUGCGGCGCGCAAGUACUUCGGAGACAAUAACAGACGAUGUUCUCGAAAAAAAGAGUACGAAACUUAUCAGAUAAAUAAAAUUCAAGUCAGCAUUUUUAAUGUCAAGUGCUUGGGAGAUAUCGCAACUAGAAGUUAUUUUUUGUUGAAAAAAACUGUAUUUUUGGAAAUAUUGUUUCCACGAAUCAAAAAAAUAACUGGAUGCUAG